This is a messenger RNA of Macrosiphum euphorbiae (potato aphid), 948 nucleotides long. Lineage: Eukaryota; Metazoa; Arthropoda; Insecta; Hemiptera; Aphididae. The record is from the annotation of a GenBank genome assembly.
AUGAGUAAAAACCACUGUACUGCCUUAGCAAUACAUAAUUCUUAUUUAAACGACGAUGUUAUUAAUGCAUUUUUAGACAUCGUAAAAUUACAAACAUCAUUUAUUCCACAAAACGUAUUAUUUUAUCAAACACCACUUAUGUAUUCAGCCGUUGAGAACGUGGAUGAUUUUCAAAUUUUAUAUGAUGGUUCUAUUGGAAAUGAUGCUAUUGGGCAUUGGCUAUGUGUGUAUUAUCGUAAUGAAACUAAGUGCGUAGAAGUGUACGAUAGUCUAUACCAUACGCUUAAUGAUAAUUUAUUUGAGAUUUUGGAUAUUUUAUAUCCUUCAAAAUCCAAUGUUGUGUUUAAGUCUGUUAUAAAACAGCCAGAUGGGUAUUCAUGUGGAGUUUUUGCAAUUGCAUUUGCUACAUCACUAAUAUUUGGACGUAAUCCAUCGGAUGAAUGUUAUAUUAUCGAUUACAACAAUAUGAUAUGUAAAACCUGGACGUUACGUAACCAUUUCAAUAACAUAUUAAUCAGUACAUUAUUACAACCUUUCCCUACUCACCAUUCACAUGUAGCCCAGAGUACUGAUAUUUUAUCUUUAAAAAACAAAAAAAUAAAAAUAAUAAAAACAAAGACUGCAAUAGGGCGUAAAAAGCGUAAAAGUAUAAUUAAUAAAAAUAACAGAACUGCUAUGCAAGGUAAUAAAAAUAAUAUUGAAUGGAACAAUAAAGAAAAGUCUGCUUUUAAUUAUUCGCCAAUUGUAGAUUACAAAAAUAGUAGACACAUUAAAAUUGGACUCAUGGAUAAAUUGUGUAAUUUUUGUGAUGCUUUAAAAUGGUCUGCGGAAUCCCCAGGACUGUGCUGUUCGAACGGUAAAUUAAAUUACAAUCUAUUGAAGAUCCACCAGAACCGUUACGUAGUCUUAUUUUUGGUGAAAAUAUUACAAAAUCUAAAUCUUUUCUGA